Molecule: messenger RNA, 910 nt
Organism: Cuscuta campestris
Lineage: Eukaryota; Viridiplantae; Streptophyta; Magnoliopsida; Solanales; Convolvulaceae
Source: the annotation of a GenBank genome assembly
CUCUCCCUCUCCCUAUUCUCCCUACUCCCACCGCCGCCACCACUACUACUAUAGAAGGAGCAGAUAUCAGCCCCCUGAUGAUAGAGACUAUUACUAUUACCGAAGAAGCCGGUGGUAUCGUUCAAUUUCUCGGAGCAUCUCCCCAAGGCCUCGAAGGUACACGAGACGCUACACGCCAAGUGUGUCUCCUCCUAGGUAUCGAAGAAGAAGCUACUCUAGAAGUGUUUCUCCAAUGCCAAGGAAGUGCUACAGAUGGAAUGGUUCUCAUUCUUAUAGGCGCGGUUGACGUGUUUGGGACCGCUCCUCUUCCACCUCCACCACCUCCAUUUCCACUUCCACUUCUACUUGGUCUUCAGGAAGUGUUUCAUCUCCAAUGCCAAGGAAGAGCUACAGACGGAAUGGUAUUUGUUCUCAUAGACGUGGUCGACGUGUUUGGGACAGUUCCACUUACACUUCUAGUUGGUCUUCAGGAAGUGUUUCGUCUCCAAUGGUGAGGAAGAGUUACAGACGGAAUGGUUAUCGUUCUCAUAGACGUGGUCGGCGUGAUCGGGACAGUGGGUCUUCAUCAACUUCCACAUCUAGUUGGUCUUCAAGUGCAUAUUCAAGAAGCACAUCCUCUUCAACAUCUCAGUCCAGGGGUAGUGCUGCUACAUGUGCAUCUUCAAGAUCUCAUUCGCGAUCUGUUACGCCCGAGUCUGCAUCGCCUUCUCGUUGAAGGCUCCAUGUAUGGUAUGGUUCGACCAUUGUCAGGCGUGUUUCUUGGUGUUUUAUCUAUAUUUAUUUGUUACUUAUAUAGUUCCUAUCUGUAGGGGUUUUUAUAUGAUGGAGGUUUGUUGAUCUGAGAUGAGACUGUAUUUGAUCUGACUCUUCAUGUUCUCUACCUGAAUGUGAAUAUAUAAAGGUUUCAUAC